Uncinocarpus reesii 1704 is the source of this 705-nucleotide messenger RNA. RefSeq lists its product as uncharacterized. Lineage: Eukaryota; Fungi; Ascomycota; Eurotiomycetes; Onygenales; Onygenaceae. The coding region runs from base 1 to 705 and encodes 234 amino acids. The transcript has 4 exons. The record is from RefSeq and is a predicted model, not a curated record.
AUGAAGGCCGCUGCAUUUUUCUCCUUGGGGCUCUGCGCCGUGUUUGGUGCUGCCCAAAACCUGGAUGAUAUUCCUCAGUGUGGGCGCAUGUGCAUUCAAAAUAUGCUCAACAAGGCCGCUGAACUCGGUUGCGCCGCCAACGACAUCGCAUGCCUUUGCAGCAACCGCGACUUUGGCAACGGUAUCCAUGACUGCACCCAGCAGGCCUGUCGAGACGAUAAUCUUGACCAGAUUAUUGCUGCUGGUCGAGCGCUGUGUCCCAAUAAUGAAUCAGACACCACCUCUGGCGCCCCUGCCACAACUCAGACUAUCGUGACUUCGUCUGGAACUGGAUCUGCGACCCUUACUGAGACUAUUAGCGAUACCGUGGUAACCUCGUCGUCUCCGUACAGCACUGCCCCGGUGGUCUCUACGGUCACAGACGGUUCCCAGACGAUGGAAACCACUGUCGGCUCUACCACUCUUUUCACCGAGGUCACCGGCUCCGGAUCUGUCACUGAAACCCCGUCUCCCACUACGGUCACCUCUGAAUUCACUAGCACGCUGACCUCUGGAUCCAACACCGAGACAGUCACCGGUACCACCACGGAAACCCAGACUAACAAUCCGACUACGACUUCUGAAGGAGCCGCUGGUCGCGUCAUGGCAACCGCCGGGCCCGGUGUCGCUGGAGCACUCGGCCUCAUGGCUCUUUUCGUCAUGUAA